AAUGUAUUUUUGUCACAAAAAGUUUAAAUAGCCAUCUAACUUUAAAACACUAUGACACAAAAAGUCAUUAACUGUCAGUCACGGUUCAAUCCAUUUUGACCUAACGGAAACAUCAAAACUAAUCAAAAAUCCGGACCUGUCGCUUAACCGUUACUUAAUACUGUGCAAAUAACCGUGUCUUAAAUAUACAAUUGCAAUGCACUGAUCUCAACAAUUUUCCACAUUAGGAAGUUUUUAUUCUCAGAAAUUUAUAGGUGAGUACAGACUGACAAAAAAAAUUUAAAACACAAAUAGAUUCCAGCCUAAUUUUUAACUGUUACCGUUCUUAUGUUAACAGCCAUAAGGUCCACGAUUAUCGAAGAUGAUUUGACAGGUGAAAUUGUUAUUUGGUUUCGUAACGGCGCAAUGAAAUGAUGUGAUUGCUCCGCGAACGUCGAUCCUUUUACAGUUCAAAGUUGACCGAAAACAAUAGCGUUAUACCAAUUUAAACUACUGUUUAAAAUUACUAUACAAACGCUAUCUUAAAAACCAAUACUGAGAGCUUAAAGUUCAGCGAAGAGUGGAUAACAAAAGUAAAUAUAAGUUUGUGUAACUCAAAUCACAUCGUUAUAUUUACAGUCAGAAAAUUUCGCGGGCAACCGUAUUACGUCCGUGCUAAGUUCACAAUUGAAUAGAGAAUGCUUUUAAGAAAUGUUUAUUUUAUUUUGUUGAAUAGUUCGUGCAAUGCAUGUGAAAUAUUGAGAGUCAGAAGUGUGCCAGUCGACGAACUGUGGUCACAGCGCGGUCAUAAGGAACCACCAUUGAAUGCCAACGCUGUCAUUAUGGCUAAUCGGAACGCCGAGAACAAAUGGGACUGUUGUAUAGCGGACCACGCCUUAAGGGUCAACGUUGACCCCGCGCUGCGUCCACAUGGCUCAGGUAGCCCGCUCCAAAGCACUUCACUCUUUGUUUGGCGAGGACGUGACAUUCGCAUAUCAGAUGCCGAUGCGAGCUUAAUGAAGCCGGUACGCGCUCUUACAGCAAUUAGUUGCGUAAGAGAACCAUUGUCUCACAAAGCGGGCGUUUCCGACAGUCGCCACAGGUAUGCUGGGACCAGUAUGGACAUCGAUUAAUACAAUGGAAAAAAAAGUUAAUAAAAUGAUUGUUGUAUGUUGUGCUACUUAUUUAUAUUAGUGAAUUGAAUGUUCAUUGAUAGUAAACAAAUACGAGUAGAGUAAUAUAAGUUUUAUUGAGGAAGGACUGGAAGGAGUGAUAUAUUUUUUAUUAAGGAAUUUUGUGCUACAGAUAUAAAACCUAGGCGCCUGGUAAAUUCUUUUGAUGGGUGAUCUUUAUUCGGCUUAUACAUUGUUCACAUAUACAUGCACCCUGAAUAUAUCAUCAUAUUAAUUAAUUGCGAUGUCUUCACAUACGAGUAUUUCAAUUGUAUUGAUAUUCACAUUGAAAAAUCCGACAGAAAUCACAUGGAAAUAGAUGCGAGUUUCUCCAUUUCUUAACAUGUUCCUAUGAUAAUGGAAUUAAAAAUUUACCCAUAUUAGUUAAUUUUGGGGAAACUGUGUAAAACUUCAAUUUAAAGUGUAAACUACAAAAAAAUACUCUAGGAAUAAACUAUACACUCUUGGCAUACGAGUAUGUACAGUGCCUAAAUUCGUAGUUUUAGUCUUCCAAUACUGCACCGAGGUUUACUGUGACUAGUACUGCCGUUGUUACCGCGAACUAAGAUGUGCGUCGUUCCGCAAGAUAAUUACACUCCAAUUGACACUAGAUUUCGUUGUAAUUUCUUCAUUAGAACUUAAUUAAAAGUAUCAUACUGAAGCAUUGUUGUUAGCUUAAUUAUUUAGACAUUCACAAUACAAUGGGUGUUUGGUAAUAAAUUCACAAUUAUAGGUAGGUUUGCACAAGUUUGCGAUACCUUUAGAAACUAGAACACAGAGAAACAUAGAGUUUUCGAUUGAAAUGAAGUGUAGAUAUUCGCUUUGGAUAUCUUGCGAACAUUGGAUCUACAAGUAUA
This is a messenger RNA of Cydia pomonella (codling moth), 2008 nucleotides long. RefSeq lists its product as uncharacterized. The coding region runs from base 678 to 1112 and encodes 144 amino acids. Lineage: Eukaryota; Metazoa; Arthropoda; Insecta; Lepidoptera; Tortricidae. The record is from RefSeq and is a predicted model, not a curated record. The transcript is spliced from 4 exons.